GUUUUGUGCCCCGAGUUUUGAGAGAGAAAUAAAUUGAGAUUAAUUUAAUUCAUUUUUAUCAUUUUAACGUGCUUAAAACACUUAAUUAUCGAUAAUAACCGAGUAAACGUUAUCUGUAGAGCAUCGAAAUCAUUAGUGACAUAAAUUUAUUAGUGAAACAAGCAUGAAACGAUGGCAAUUUUGAACUAUAUCAAAGUUUUUGGAUGUCAAAGAAUAAUUUUACAUAAUACACUGGUAAAAUCGUCAUAUUUGCAUAGGAACCAACAUCAGAUCAUCAAAAAUUGUUAUCAAUAUAACCUUGCGAGAGCAGCAUCUACAAAAGUUCAUUCGGUCGAUAACAAAAGUGGAGCAGCACAGCAAGCCAACAAACACAAUGUGUUACAUGAUAAAUCAUCUCUCGGAACAAAUAUCCUGGGAAAUAUUUUUGUAAAGAAAGUCAAAAAGUCAGGAAAUUGGCCUCAAGAACAACAAAUUCGAACAUGUUUUCAUCCAGGUGCAUCUUCAUUUGGACAUGACUCUUUAGGGGACAUCAAUGGACAACAAGUCACAUCACGUCAAAUGAUGAAGGCAAUGAUGGCGUAUAUUUGGCCCAAAGACGAUGAAUUCAUCCGGAAGAGAGUCAUCUUAUCGCUGAGUCUUUUAGGCGGCGCAAAACUUUUGAACGUCUGUGUGCCAUUUCUGUUUAAAGGAGCAAUUGAUUAUCUAAAUGUCUUUCAAAUGGGAACACCGACUCAAACAACAGCGGCAGUAAUAAGUUCGAUGCUUAUUGGUUAUGGCAUAGCCAGAGCUGGUGCUGCGGGUUUUAAUGAAUUAAGAAAUGCAGUUUUUGCACGUGUAGCUUCACAUUCUAUAAGAAAAAUUGCUGUUAAUACUUUUAUACAUCUUCAUAAUCUCGAUAUGGCUUUUCAUCUCAAUAAGCAGACUGGAGCUCUCUCAAAAACCAUCGAUCGUGGUUCUCGUGGCAUUAACUUCGUCCUCAACGCAAUGGUCUUUAAUAUCGUUCCUACAAUAUUUGAACUUGCAUUAGUGUCGACGAUUUUGGGUACGAAAUGUGGAUUGGCUUAUGCUGGAAUUUCAAUGGGAUGUGUGGGAAUUUAUGCUGCUUAUACACUAGGUGUUACACAAUGGAGAACAAAGUUUAGAAUUUACAUGAAUAAAGCUGAGAAUGAAGCUGGAAAUAAGGCAGUCGAUUCACUGAUUAACUAUGAAACUGUCAAGUAUUUCAAUAAUGAACAUUACGAAGCAAAUCGAUAUGAUAAAGUCCUUAAGAUAUAUGAAGAUGCGAGCUUAAAGACAAGCACUAGCUUGGCUUUAUUGAAUUUUGGUCAAAAUGCCAUUUUUAGUGUUGCUUUAAGUGCAAUUAUGCUUAUGGCAGCACAAGAUAUUACACAAGGAACUUUAACAGUUGGUGAUCUUGUUAUGGUCAAUGGAUUAUUAUUCCAACUUUCAAUUCCUUUAAAUUUCCUUGGAAGUGUUUAUCGUGAAGUUCGUCAAGCACUAAUAGACAUGAGAUCAAUGUUUACACUUUUAGGUGUAGAAAGUCGUGUGCAGAACAGAGUUGAUGCUGUUCCACUUUUAGUAAAUCGUGAUAAUGCUCAGAUUGAGUUUAGGAAUGUAUCAUUCCAGUAUGAAAAUGGAAAGACGAUUUUCGAAGAUUUGAAUUUUGUGAUACCUGCUGGUAAGAAGAUUGGAUUUGUUGGUGGUUCUGGUUCAGGAAAAUCAACAAUGGUUCGACUUUUAUUUAGAUUCUUUGAGCCAUCAAAUGGUGACAUUUUUAUUGCCGGUCAAAAUAUCAAGGAUGUCGAUAUGAGCAGUUUACGAAAAUCAAUUGCAAUUGUUCCACAAGAUUCCGUUCUAUUUCAUGAUACAAUUAGACAUAAUAUUCAAUACGGUGAUUUAAAUAAGACAGAAAGUGAGAUGAAGCAUGCUGCAGCAAUGGCAGAUCUACAUGAUAAUAUUAUGAAAUGGCCAAACCAAUACGAAACUCAAGUUGGUGAAAGAGGAUUAAAAUUGAGUGGGGGUGAAAAGCAAAGGGUGGCAAUUGCACGUGCAAUUCUGAAGAACUCGCCAAUUUUAAUAUUCGAUGAAGCGACGAGCAGUUUGGAUUCAAUAACAGAAACGAAUAUUCUGAAUGCACUUUCUCGUGCAACGGAAGGAAGAACAAGUAUUUGCAUUGCACAUCGUUUAUCAACUGUUAUGGAUGCAGAUGAAAUUAUCGUACUAGAUGGUAAACGAAUUGGCGAACGUGGAACGCAUGAUGAACUUUUGAAAGUUAAUGGAUUGUAUGCAAAAUUAUGGACGACACAGAAUCGAUUGUAAAGUUUAAUUUAAUUAAUAAAUGUAUAUAAAAUUUAUUCUUGUGAACCAAUAAUAAAAAGUUGUUACCAUAAGAUUUAACACUGUUCCUUUAUGAAUCAAUAUAUUAUUCCUGUUGUAUUCUAAUUUU
Messenger RNA from Chironomus riparius, 2446 nucleotides. The record is from the annotation of a GenBank genome assembly. NCBI's taxonomy places the organism in Eukaryota, Metazoa, Arthropoda, Insecta, Diptera, Chironomidae.